This is a messenger RNA of Xylona heveae TC161, 1480 nucleotides long. RefSeq names its product S-adenosyl-L-methionine-dependent methyltransferase. Lineage: Eukaryota; Fungi; Ascomycota; Xylonomycetes; Xylonales; Xylonaceae. Gene Ontology annotation, molecular function: protein-lysine N-methyltransferase activity. Gene Ontology annotation, biological process: peptidyl-lysine dimethylation; peptidyl-lysine monomethylation. The transcript is spliced from 2 exons. The record is from RefSeq and is a predicted model, not a curated record. Gene Ontology annotation, cellular component: cytoplasm. Bases 240 to 1046 code for a protein of 268 amino acids.
CGGGCUUGUCGGCGCUCGGUACUAGCCACAAGGAGGUACGGAUAGCUUCUUUAACUAUCCGUGACACUUAAACUCACGCCUGAACACCACAGGGCGAGAUAUUCAUAAUCUAGUGUCUGGAUAUCCAUACUCGGUAAAUCGAGGUUUACAUCUGCCUUCGCCCUGUCGCUCGCUAUAUCUCUCUUCUGUCCGGAAGUAAAGGAAGGGUCUACCAGUUGCUCCGAAACAAUCAUUACAUUAUGGCCGCCGAGCACCUCGACCCCAGCGAGCUAGGCACGAGGAAAUACUGGGACGAUGCUUACGUUACCGAACUGUCCAAUUUCGAAAACAAUCCUUCUGACGAAGGCACGAUCUGGUUCUCGGAUUCCGGCGCCGAGGAGAAGAUUUUAGAGUAUCUGACCGAGGAGCUGUGUCUGGACACGACUUCGACGAGCUUUCUCGACUUGGGCACGGGCAAUGGGCAUCUGCUCUUUAUGUUGCGCGAGGACGGCGAAUUCAACGGUCGAAUGAUCGGCGUGGAUUAUUCGCUGCCGAGCGUGCAGUUGGCGCGAACGAUUGCGGCGCAGAAGGGUCACGGCGGAGGUGUAGGUCAGGAAGAAGAUGGAGCUGGAAAGACUGGUGACAAGGAGGAUCGGGAAGGAGGAGAAGAGGAGGAGGACGAGGAGGGAGAAGACGCGGAACCGAUUACGUUUGAGACUUGGGAUAUUAUCCACGAGCAACCGGGUGAGUGGGCGGAUAAGGACGGCGGAUUCGAUGUGGUAUUAGACAAGGGCACAUUUGAUGCGAUUUCUCUGAGCGAAGAAGUGGAUGGGUCGGGGAAAAGAAUUUUUGAGGGCUAUAAGGGCAAGGUGGAGAGACUGGUGAAGCCUGGUGGGAUUCUGUUCAUCACUAGCUGUAACUGGACAGAGCCGGAACUGUGUCGCUGGUUUGAAGGUGGAGAGUUGGAGUUUGAUGGCAAGGUCAACUACCCAAGUUUCACAUUUGGCGGGCACAAGGGGCAGACUAUUUCUUCCAUUUGCUUUAGAAGAAAGAAGACUUCGUCGUGAUGAUUGUUCGUUUCAUUCUAAAAAUGUGCAGCGCUAAUAUGGUGUGUUUGACGCGGGUAAUAUGCUAGAAUCGCUCAUGGUAUAUAUGCUUAUGCAUUCGGAGAAACAAAGAAAAGAGAUGGCAGAAGCGUGAGAGCCGUUGCAAGUCGCAUCAUCGCCUUCGCCGCAUGAUGGCUAUCACAAGCCAUCGUUUCAGCAUUGCUUUAUCUUCCGUUCCAACGGGCUUCUCUUUGACAAACUCGCGUUUGUUGCCUUCUGCAUCCUGUUCGUAGAUGGUCUCAACCUCCAGUCCUUCUUCUGCGGCUAUAUUAAAGAACCCUGACACCUUCAGCCGACCAGUAUGAAAGCCUGCGAUGACAAAUGCGCGGGCAUCAUCGUCUGCGGAUAGAAAAUGAAGUAUUGAUCGGGCCAGAUUUUCAUGUUGCCAUGGCAUC